AUGGGACGGAGAAGGUCCAUCUUCUCCGGUCUCGUUCCCCUUCCCUUCUUCUGCCGCCGGCCCCCAAAAAAAGACGGAGGCCGAUCGUUCCGUGGUGCUGUGCCCCCAAUCGGCUUCUGUGGGGGAGCCCGACUUCCUUCUUCUCAAUCCAAUUCGACGACUUUCUGGUCGUUCCUGACUCGCCGUUCCGUGUUUGAGAUGUCAGAAACGACUUUCACCGACUUCUGCCGCCUUCAGAAGCCCGAUGGAAACUUUUUUGGAAGCGAUGGAAUUUCGUCGAGUUGUCCGAAGACUGAAAAAAAGGCAGAAGAGCGCCUUGAAGAAGAUCGCUCUCUCGAUAAUCCCGACCCAUCUUUCCGCACCUUGGUCUUCGACGUCUCUCGAGGUCGCCGCUUACCAGUUUCAGCGACAAAACGCGAGGAACAAAAUGUGGAGGUCUUGUGA
Bursaphelenchus xylophilus (pine wood nematode) is the source of this 444-nucleotide messenger RNA. The record is from the annotation of a GenBank genome assembly. Lineage: Eukaryota; Metazoa; Nematoda; Chromadorea; Rhabditida; Aphelenchoididae.